CAGAACAUGUAGCCAGGCCCAGUGACUCCAUCCUCUCACCCUGGACCACCUGGACAAGCCGCUGCCCUCUGACACACCCACCAUGUCCAGGAAAGGUGCAGGCAGCCGAAGCCGUGGAGACAGGGCGGAGGCACUGGCCUCACUGCAGGCUGCGAACGAGGAGCUGCGGGCCAAACUCACGGACAUCCAGAUUGAGCUACAGCAAGAGAAAAGCAAGGUGAGCCGCGUGGAACGCGAGAAGAGCCAGGAGCUGCGGCAGGUGCGGGAGCACGAGCAGCACAAGAACGCGGUGCUGCUCACGGAGCUCAAGAGCAAGCUGCACGAGGAGAAGCUGAAGGAGCUGCAGGCCGUGCGUGAGACGCUGCUACGGCAGCACGAAGCCGAGCUGCUGCGGGUCAUCAAGAUCAAGGACAACGAGAACCAGCGGCUGCAGGCGCUGCUGCAUGCUCUGCGGGAUGGCGGCCCCGACAGGGUCAGGACCGUGCUGCUGUCCGAGGCCAAAGAGGAGGCCAAACGUGGCUUCGAGGUGGAGAAGGUGAAGAUGCAGCAAGAGAUCUGCGAGCUCAAGGGCGCCAAGAGGCAGGCGGAGGAGGCCCUGACAGUAGCCAUCCAGGCCGACAGGAUCAAGGCGGCGGAGAUGCGGAGCGUGUACCACCUGCACCAGGAGGAGAUGAACCGCAUCAAGAAGGAGUGUGAGCGUGAGAUCCGCAGGCUGAUGGAGGAGAUCAGAUUUAAGGACAGAGCAGUCUUCGUGCUGGAGCGAGAGUUAGGGCUCCAGGCGGGGCACGCCCAGAGACUGCAGCUCCAAAAAGAGGCUUUAGAUGAGCAGCUGGCCCAGGCCAGAGAGGCCGAUCGGCACGCGGGCAGCCCCAGACGGGAACUUCCUCAUGCAGUUGGUGCGGGAGCCGCUGCAGAGCACCCGGGAAGCCCUGAACAGCAGCUGGAUGAAAAGGACGCACGUCGCUUCCAACUCAAAAUAGCAGAGCUCAGCGCCAUCAUCCGCAAACUGGAAGACCGUAACGCACUGCUGUCCGAGGAGAGGAACGAGCUGCUGAAACGCCUCCGGGAGGCUGAGAGCCAGUACAAACCACUGCUGGACAAGAACAAGCGUCUGAGUCGUAAGAGUGAGGAGCUGGCACACACUCUUCGGCGACUGCAGAGCAAACUCAAGCUCAUCACGCAGGAGAACCUGGAAGUGAGGCAGAGGGUGGGCGUAGUUCGCAGACCCAGUUCCCUGAACGACCUGGACCGGAGUCGAGAGGAGCAAGAGGCGGACUUCCUGCGUGUGCAGAUCCUGGAGCAGCAGAACCUCAUCGAUGAGCUGUCCAAGACUCUUGAAACCACUGGCUUUGUGAAGAGCGUCCUGGAGCGUGACAAGCUGCUGCGGUUCCGGAAACAGAGAAAGAAAAUGGCGAAACUCCCCAAGCCCGUGGUGGUGGAGACCUUCUUUGGCUACGACGAAGAGGCUUCUCUGGAAUCCGAUGGCUCGUCUGUGUCCUACCAGACAGACAGGACCGACCAGACCCCAUGCACCCCCGACGAUGACCUGGAGGAGGGCAUGGCCAAGGAGGAGACAGAGCUCCGCUUCCGGCAGCUGACCAUGGAAUACCAGGCGCUGCAGCGCGCCUACGCUUUGCUGCAGGAGCAGGUUGGAGGGUCGCUGGACGCCGAGCGAGAAGUUAAGACCCGUGAGCAGCUACAAGCUGAGGUGCAGCAGGCACAGACACGCAUCGAGGAUCUGGAGCGGACGCUGGCUGAGCAGGGCCAGGACAUGAAGUGGAUCGAGGACAAGCAGGCUCUGUGCCGAAGGAAUCAGGAGCUGGUGGAUAAGAUUAGGCAGAUGCAGACAGAGGAGGCUCGGCUGCAGCAUGAGGUGCAAGAUGUCCGGGACCAGAAUGAGCUGCUGGAGUUCCGGGUGCUGGAGCUUGAGGAGAGGGAGAGGAAGUCCCCAGCGAUCGCUUUUCACCACACCCCCUUCGUGGACGGCAAGAGCCCCCUGCAAGCCUACUGUGAGGCAGAAGGCGUGACGGACAUCGUGGUCAGCGAGCUAAUGAAGCAGUUGGACCUCUUGGGGGAUAACGCCGUAAGUAGUCUGACCAAUGAUGAGCAGGUGAUCAUCAUCCAAGCCAGGACGGUCCUGACCUUGGCCGAGAAGUGGCUGCAGCAGAUGGAGGAGGCGGAGUCAGCGCUACAGCAGAGAAUGAGCGACCUGGAGACAGAGAAGGAGCUGUUCAGCAAGCAGAAGGGCUACCUGGAUGAGGAGCUGGACUUCCGGAAGCAGUCGCUGGACCAGGCCCACAAGCACAUCCUGGAGCUGGAGGCCAUGCUGUAUGACGCCCUGCAGCUGGACACGGGCUCCAAGGUGUCCGGACUGCUGAGUGACUGUGAGCGUGAGGAGCUGCGCGUGGCUGUGGAGCAGUGGAAGCGCCAGGUUAUGAGCGAGCUACGGGAACGAGACACGCAGAUCCUCCGAGAGCGUAUGGAGACGCUGCAGGCAGCACAGCAGAGGGUCCGGGAACUGGAGGAGAGGCUGGAAGCCCAGAGGAGGCAGCUGAAGGAGCUGGAGGAGAAGUUCCUGUUUCUGUUCUUGUUUUUCUCCUUAGCUUUCAUUCUCUGGUCUUAGCAAUUCUGGGCACUGCACGCCCGGGACUCUGAGCUCUUCUUCGGGCUCAGAGGGGCACCCCAGACAGCCAGAUGAGAUGCCCCUCUCCCCCCAAGACAACUGCAGACACCCUGCACCCUGUCACGAGGCGAAGGGGGCUCUGGGUGGAGCCUGAUUGUCAGGAGGGUUCUGGGUGCAGCCCACACAGCCCAGUGGCAGCUCCUGCACCUCCAGCUCCCUCCAUCCCAGGAGGCUUCUGGAAGCAAUGGCAGUGGCAUCCAGAAAGAGAGAAGAGAGAGAGGGCAGAGACCACAGCUCGACUGUACUGAGACACCGGACCCCUCCACAGUUCCCUCUGCCACCCAGCGGCCUCACACUUGGAUCAGAAGUGACCACAGCCAAGACCGUCCAGCUGGCUGGGCACGGGGCCUUCUCUCAUUCACUCCUGGAGAAGGGCCCAUCCCAGAGCUCGGCCAGCACCAGGCAUUGCCUGCAUGAAUGCCCUGGUGCCCUGUUCUGUGGCUGUGCAGAGGGAGCCAUGUCAGGCUCAGGCAAGGUUAGUCCAGGACCUUGUCAGUCUUGAGGGGCACAGGGCUCGUUACCCACCCCUUGCUGUGUGAGUACAGGAAUCCACCCUCCCUGCCCCAUCCCUGGAGGUUCCCAGGGUGUCUGAGCCAGGCCCUGCCCUCACUUACACCCAGACCCAGGACUACUGUAUCCCCCACUAUGUCUUCACUGUGUUCCCCUGUUGUCCCUCCCUCCCAGUGGUGCCACAAUGUCCUGCUGUGUCUCUCCCUACGUCCUCUGCAAAGUGCUUUAGUGUAUCAACUUGGAGGGGCUCUAUCGUGCCCUAGAGCUGACGCAGGAUUCUCUGUGGGGACUCUUCAUGUGCAAAGCCAGCCCGUGGUCCAUCCAACCUCUCUUCCCAUCCCCACAGACCCCCAGGCUCCUCCUCUGCUGACACUGUGCCUUUAUCUCCUUGCAGGAGAAUCACACAGUGGAAUCAGCACAAGAUGUGGGCUGGGGACCCGUUUUCGGCCUAGGGUUGACCUGCACCCUGGUGGCUGUGCUCAGUGCUGGAUGGCGAUGGGUGCAAGUGCAUGUGUGUGUGUGUACAUAUACAUAUACAUGUGCCACUUGUGCCCAGCCUGAGGAUGGCACAUGAGACUCAGCUCUAGGGGUACUUGGCAAGAACACAUGCAACAUGGAUACACACUUUGUGGUUCCCCAGAUGGGAACCAAGAGAGUUACAGGCCAGUAGGGGCAACCAUGGAUGAGGCUGAACAUGCCCUGAGGGACCCUGUUCAGGAGGACUGUCAUCCCUGCCAUCCUGCAGCCUGUCACUGAGAAUCUGGACAGUGAGGAUCACAUCUCCUCUGCCUAGCCUGGCGUCCAGCUCUUGUGACCUGUCUGCUGCCUGCGCCCCGGCUGCAGUGCCCCCAGAGCUGGGCACAAGCCCCUCACUGAGCACUGCAACAUCCAGAAGCCCUAAGCUGCCCUCCAUGAAGCACCCUCUGCCAACCCAUGUUUCCCAGCCUGAGCAGCAGUUCUGUGGCAUGGGCAGUUUGAGCCAACGACGUGUGUGUGUGUGUAUGUGUGAGCCUGAAACAGCCUAUGGUCUAGGUCACUUUUUCAUCUGUGGUGCUGACAUGGAGAAGGGUCCUCAGCACACAGCUCCAUAACAAAGGCAGAGCUGGUGGUCUGAUGGUGCAGCACAUCCGUGCAUGGGAGAGUGGGAUGCAUCCACUUCCCCCCUUCACUAAUCCUAGUAUCUCCAGGCUGCCCCUGUUGGAUCCUGGUCCCAGGAGCCCCUGCAGGAUGCAACAUUUUGAGGGCCGGCACCAAUGUUUGUCCUGGAUAAUAUCUGAGAACUGGCACAUGGUGAGGGGUCGGCUCCACAACAGGAGCCUGUGGGUUGGACACCAAGACUCUCUGGACACUAAGAAGCCCACUUCAUGGGCCUUGAAGGUGCCAAUGGAGCUUUCUCCUAACUAGCCACGCACAGGGGCCCAGCACAGGAAGCCGAGCCCACACCACGUACUUGACUCUCUCACCGCUCCCUUGCAGACUGGAAGUGUGUGCCUUGCUCCCGUCUGGCCUCCAGGUGGGGAGGGAAUUGUCUCCCUUCAAGUGCUCUGUCCUGCGUGGACCCAAAGCCUUCCGCACACCAGCGUGCCUUCCUCAGCUCACGCACCCUGGCUGGAUGGGUGACGCCAUCGGGGAAGAGUGUGUGUGAGCACAACGGACUUACAUUUAGGCUCAGGAAUCCAUGGUGUAAAUAUGUGUACCAGAUCAUCUAUUUGUUUACUGUGUGUUUUUUCAAAGCUUUACUCUUUGGGGAUGCCAGAGUCAGUGAGGGGCCUGGCACUGAGCAGGCAGUGGCUCCAGGCUCCACGUGUCUCUCCCGCUUGCUCACGCCGUCCUGUUGGUCCACCGGCCUUGACACGCUGGUCUUACCAUGACAGAUGAUGUGAUAUUACAUAUAUUUUUGUAUCGUGGUAUUCUGAUCUAUACCAGAGAAUUUUUGACUCAUUUGUAAAUGAUUGUACAGUUUUAAUAGAAAAAUUGUUUUAAAGCUUAGAAAACCCAAGUCCCCAUCCUCACAGGCACUAAAGUUUGGACCUCGU
Suncus etruscus (white-toothed pygmy shrew) is the source of this 5229-nucleotide messenger RNA. It is a transcript of the gene JAKMIP3, whose product is annotated as Janus kinase and microtubule interacting protein 3. Gene Ontology annotation, molecular function: microtubule binding; kinase binding. The record is from RefSeq and is a predicted model, not a curated record. Bases 83 to 2623 code for a protein of 846 amino acids. NCBI's taxonomy places the organism in Eukaryota, Metazoa, Chordata, Mammalia, Eulipotyphla, Soricidae. The transcript is spliced from 22 exons.